AUGGAGAAUUCUGUUAAUACUGUUGUUGCUUCUGAUUUGGUUGCUGCUAAAAUAGUAAAAGAGACUGGUGAUCCAAGUAUCCAGUUAACUAACUCAGGCAAAAUUAAAUUAUCUAAGGAGUUGAGGUCUUUGGGACCAAUGGAAGCAGAUCAAAGAAAAAGGAGAGGUAAGAAAAAAUCCAGUAAAAUGAUAGGGGGAUCAUUCCCCUAUUAUUACUUAAUGGCAUCUCUUAUCCUUUGGAAUUGUAGGGGGAUUAGAAAGAGAGAAGCCUCCUUAUAUCUUAGGGAGAUUGUGAAUGAAUAUGAAGGUUUUUUUAUUGGUCUUACUAAAACGAAGUUGUAUUCUCUGGAUAGAUGUGAUAUUAACAUGAUCAUUGGUAACGAUUGGGAUUAUUUCCAUCAUCCAGUGAAUAGUACUUCAGGUGGUAUCUUGGUGAUGUGGAAAAGAGCUUUGGCGUCCUUUGAUGUCACUGAACAUUCUUCCCAAUUAAUUAUGGGCACGCACAAUAGCAAUAAUUUGGGAAAAUGGAAUAUUGCUACAGUUUAUGGAGGAAGAGAUGUCCAAACCUGUAGGAAGCUUUGGCAGGACCUUGAAGGUUGUCUGAUAGGUGAUAAUCCAGCAAUCAUUGGAGGAGAUUUUAAUUGUAUCCUUUCUAAGGAGGAUAAGAAAGGUGGGAAAAGAUUUCAUUUCUCUAAAGGGCCUAAAGAAAUGAAAAUGUUUUUAACUAACAAUGACUUCCAUGAUAUUGGGUUUGUGGGACCAAAUUUUACUUGGCGUAAUAACAAAGAAGGCAAUUCGAGAAUUUGGGAAAGGUUGGAUAGAUGUUUCUUAAAUUCUUCAGCUCUUCAUAAAAUCCCUAUGGCUAAGGUUUGCCAUUUAUCUAGAGUUGCUUCAGAUCAUGCUCCCAUUUCUCUUAAUAUGGUUGAGCCUCAAAUUCUGAAAUCAAAAUUUAUUAGAUUUGGAGAUACUUGGAAGUCCUAUCCGGCUACAUGGAACAUUGUUUUAAAGGCUUGGAAGAAGGCAGAUUUUGGUUCUAAUGCUGAAGUUCUGCAAUGA
Molecule: messenger RNA, 1056 nt
Organism: Dendrobium catenatum
Lineage: Eukaryota; Viridiplantae; Streptophyta; Magnoliopsida; Asparagales; Orchidaceae
Exons: 1
Coding region: 1-1056 (351 amino acids)
Molecular function (GO): catalytic activity
Source: RefSeq, a predicted model, not a curated record